Fusarium sp. VM40 is the source of this 2847-nucleotide messenger RNA. Lineage: Eukaryota; Fungi; Ascomycota; Sordariomycetes; Hypocreales; Nectriaceae. The record is from the annotation of a GenBank genome assembly.
AUGGCAACCGCACUUGGCCCUGAGCGGCUAUCCCGCCCAACUCCCGGUCCUGCCUUCGACAGCCCUGCCAACCGAUUCGCUGUUUCGAUGAACUCCUUCAAUGGACCUCAAUCGCUUGGUUCCAAUGAUCAGGUUGAUGAACCACCGCCAAACCCACCAUUCGUCUUUCCAGCUCAAGCGCCAGGAUCAGCCUCCGCGCCCUCCUCUUUCUCACGAGCCACAGGCCGGCGUCCAAUGUCGGCCAUUGAGACUCCCAACUUUAGCUUUGGCUUUCCUGCUGAAAACGCGGAUGGACAGUCUCGGUCGGCAUUACCCGACUUCAGUUUCAAUCCGGGUGCUUUGCUGUCUCCCGACCGUGAGAACAACUUUCUUCUAACUCCUCCCAUUUCCCCUCACUCACCCAGGAAUGUUGCAUCUGCACAGCGACCAGGCGGCCACGGGCAUCGGAGAGGUGGAAGUGAAUUUGUUGGAGGCCGUCUUCGUGAGGGCAACUCGAUCGCCAUUAUGAGCACAAGUCCAACAAAAUCUGAAAGUGGGCUUGUGACGCCAACGUUUCAGCCACCGAGACGAGGUCACCGAAGAGGAAUUUCAGGCGCCAUCUCGACUAAUGACCUGCCUAUCCUCCAACCACCAGUUUUCGAUGCCUUUGAUCGAGGAAACAGCGCGCCAACCAGCCCCACCAACUUUGGACAGCCUAACAACCAGGCUCUACAGCUUGACGAAAAGAUCGCGCCUGUGCCUGAAACUGUGGCCAAAUCUGAGGCGGCAAAAGAGUCAGAAGAGACCGCAGUAUCGAAUUCCUCACCCAGCGGUAGCCUCAAGCAAUCAAAGGCUCGUGUUGGAUUUUCCGACACCCUCGAGUUUAUUCCCAGGCCUCUGUCUCUGGUAUCUAAUGAGACGUCUAGCACUGUAACAGCACGACCAGGCCACUCUUUAUCUGGCAGCAUCUCAUCAAUUGUGUCAGCAACAUCACACAGUGGCCGCGACAGCCCGUCGCCUCUAUCUCAAACACCCACCUUCGAAAUUUCGGACUCGAGACCGAGUACUGCAGGUGCUAUUCUUGAGCGUACGCAUGACCUGGCCAACACACCAUCCUCCCCAAGGCGCCGGAACUCGAUCCCGACACUGCUCAAUUUUGCCGACCCUCCUAAAGUAGAAGAGGCUGAACCGAGCCCGACAAGGAAGCGUUGGUCAUUCUUCGGCCGCGAGCCGUCAACUGGCAACGGAUCACCUACCAAGGCAAGACCUCAAAGUUCUGGCUCAAUUGACUUGCUUGCCAAGGUCACGGCCAUAUCUGGCCAUGGACCUGAUACGACUGGUGAGGGUACUGAUAAGGCACCAGUCAAGAGCAAGAGCAAGAAGAGUAAGAAAAAGAAGAAGAAGGUCAAGGGUUGGGCUGGGGCUAUUUUACCACGAAAACCCAAAUCUCACAGCAAGCGAUCGAAAUCAGAGGGGAGCUGUCCUCCUACUCCACCAACCUUGAGCGUCUCUCGAUACGAGGGCGAAGAUCAGAUGUAUGGAGAACCCGAGUUGCUUGACGUUUCGACACCAACUCUUACCGUUACCGAAUCUCCCGAUGUCCCUCAGGAGGGCGAGAAGCCAAAACGAUCCAUGGAUGAAUCGUACCCUAUGAUCGAUUUGGAUGCAGCUCUAGGCCCCUUCAAUACUCCACUACCUCUCAAUCCUGAGUGGGAAGCGGCACAGCGAGCUGCUGGUGGUGUAGGCAAACGUCGACUUCACAGUGCCCAAGGCAUGAAAGGCUUUAGUGGCCCGGGUAUGCAUUAUCAUCGACGUGCGGAAUCUGCUCCUGAUCUGCCUCCAUUCGAUGCUGGCCGUGCUGCUAUGCAUCGUUACAACAGCAGCUCCACUAUGGCUGAUGUGUUUGAAGAAGACGAAGAGGACGAUGACGACAAUGCUAGAUCUGGCACAACAGACUCAUCUUCUGACGAAGAGACUGAUUCUGACAGUGACGCUACGCCUCCGGCUGGUAAUGCUCGCGACCCUCUUCGGGAUUCUCAAGAUAGACUGUCAAUCCAUAGCUCGUCUCAGAGCAUGAGACGAACCACUUCAAAUCUGAGUGAGAAGGAUCAAGCUCCUCUUGCCGCAAUUCGAGCCGAACGUUCGAGGUCAUCUCUCCAUGAAAGUGUCAUCGCUGAGGAGAUGCCAAGCGUCAUCUUCCGAUCACCAUUCAUGCCUGCUGAGCAGAGCGAUUCCACUGAUCCAGCCAAUUCCUCGCUCAAGAGGUUUUCAGCCCACAAUGAUCUAUCGCCUGUAGACCUCAGUCCCCUCCAGCUUCCCACGCCAGCGAACGCACCAACCAGCCCUUGCGCUAUGAGCUACUCCUCUUCUUUCCCAUCUCCCAGGUCGCCCAUGUCUGUUGAUGUUCAACGAAUCUCGACAGCUCCAUCAUCGGUCGCAGACGAAAACAACUUCCGAUCCCUGUUGUUGAUGGGCGAGCCUGGCCCGGAGGUCCGAGUUUCUAUGGAUUACGACAUCCCCUCACUGACAUCCAGCAACUCUACAAUGACGCGAGAGAGCAUGUUUCUACCUAGCCAGCGUCAAUCGCAGCCCAUGCUCAGGGAACCUCGCCCCGUGUCAGUCUCUCGGCCUGUAUCAGUCUCAUCUGCUGCCUUCGGACGCCGAAGAUCCAGCCUCGCCAGCUUGAGUCGUCUCAUCAGCAGCUCUCACGGCGAGCGAAGCAAGCUUUCUAUGGAAGUUACGCUAGACGACGACAGCAACAAGAAGGCCAAGAGCAGCCGAACAAAGAAGCUGGGCCGUAUCAUGCAGUUCUGGAAGCCCACAAAAGAGAAGGACACUAUCAAGGAGAAAGAAGGCGAGGCGAAGUAA